This is a messenger RNA of Uranotaenia lowii, 1478 nucleotides long. RefSeq names its product beta-arrestin-2 (gene krz). The record is from RefSeq and is a predicted model, not a curated record. NCBI's taxonomy places the organism in Eukaryota, Metazoa, Arthropoda, Insecta, Diptera, Culicidae. Gene Ontology annotation, molecular function: G protein-coupled receptor binding. The transcript is spliced from 7 exons. Gene Ontology annotation, biological process: signal transduction; G protein-coupled receptor internalization. Gene Ontology annotation, cellular component: cytoplasm. The coding region runs from base 471 to 1463 and encodes 330 amino acids.
ACAUCGGUCCCGUGAUCGAUGCGGUCGCAAAUUCGGAACACGCCGGUCGUCGCGUUUUAGCAGAGAACAGCUUUCGGUGGAAAGUUUUACCAGGUGAAAUCGAAAACUAUCUGCUUCUGCUAGUGUUCGUGCAGCGCGCAGUUACUUUUCCCGGCAGAAUGAAUAGGAAAACAAGUAUAAAGUGUUAUAUCCUGUCAGAUUGAUACCGAUUGGCAGAAAAAAGGGCCAAAACUGUGUGAAGUGAAAGUGAAUCGUAAAAACUCCUCGAAAAACCGAGAGAAGAAUCUGCAUCAACAAGAGGAAUAAAAAACCACUUCGGGGAAUCCAAGGUUUGGGAAGCAUUAAAAUUCAAUCAGUGGAUCUGCCGAAGCCGAAGAGUGGAACAAAAGUAAGGCUGGAUUUAUCAGCAGGAACAGCAGCUACUGAAAGAAGAUUGUGGCGGUAGGAAGAGGCUUCCACUGCAGGCAGGCAUGAACCAUCUUCCAGGAUCGUCCCCGCGGUCUCCGGCGCCUUCGCCGGAUCCGGAUGUGGAUGACGGCAGCUCCAAGAAGCAGGCCACCAGGGUAUUCAAGAAAAGUUCAUCGAAUGGUAAAAUAACUGUGUACCUUGGAAAACGUGACUUCGUGGACCACAUCUCGCAUGUCGACCCAAUCGACGGUGUGGUGCUGAUAGAUCCCGACUACGUGAAAGAUCGUAAAGUUUUUGGCCACGUGCUGGCCGCGUUCCGAUAUGGCCGCGAGGAUUUGGACGUGCUUGGGCUGACGUUCCGGAAAGACCUGUACCUGGCCUCAGAACAGAUCUUCCCACCGCUGGAAACGGACCGACCAAUGACCCGGCUGCAGGAACGCCUGAUCCGGAAGCUGGGGCCCAAUGCGUAUCCAUUCUACUUCGAGGUGCCACCGCACUGUCCGGCAUCGGUAUCACUACAACCGGCCCCUGGCGAUACCGGCAAACCAUGUGGCGUAGAUUACGAACUGAAAGCCUUCGUGGGCGAAACUCCAGAGGACAAACCGCACAAGCGGAAUUCGGUCCGGUUAGCGAUAAGGAAAAUCAUGUACGCUCCUUCGAAGCUUGGGGAACAGCCCUCGAUCGAGGUCAGCAAGGAGUACAUUCUGAAACCAAAUAAGAUCCACCUGGAGGCCAGUCUGGACAAGGAGCUUUACCACCACGGCGAGAGUCUCUGCGUCAAUGUACAUAUAGCGAAUAAUUCGAGUAAAACGGUUAAGAAAAUCAAAGUUUCGGUGCGGCAGUUCGCCGACAUCUGUCUCUUCUCGACGGCUCAGUACAAAUGCACCGUGGCGGAAGUCGAAUCGGAGGAUGGAUGCCAGGUGGCGCCCGGAUUCACCCUGUCCAAGGUGUUCACGCUGACGCCCCUGUUGGCCAACAACAAGGACAAGUGGGGCCUGGCACUGGACGGGCAGCUGAAGCACGAGGACACCAAUCUGGCCUCAAGCACGUUGUAAGUUUUUGCUCCGAAC